Messenger RNA from Parnassius mnemosyne (clouded apollo), 1089 nucleotides. NCBI's taxonomy places the organism in Eukaryota, Metazoa, Arthropoda, Insecta, Lepidoptera, Papilionidae. The record is from the annotation of a GenBank genome assembly.
AUGGAAUCCGGAUUUGUUAAAGCUCAAUCUGACAAUCUUCCGAAGGUUGAUGCUUUUAUUGUGAACGAAUUUUACAGAAAUAAUGCUAAUUAUUCCAGUGCAGAAAUACGUGGAGACAAAAUAUACAGAUUUUUUCCGAAGUAUAGGUUAUCUAAAUCAACAGUGAUAUAUUUGUUGGAAAAAAUUGAACAUAUUUUGGAAUUUUCUGAUAAUAGGAACAAUUCCAUACCACCCAUAAAUCAAUUAUUAAUAGCUUUAAGAUAUUAUGCCACAGGCAAUCACUUGCUUGCUGUGGCUGAUAUGGGUGGUACUAGUUUGGCUACAUCCAGCCGGAUAGUAAAGAGAGUGUCUCAAGCAAUUGUUUCCCUACGUCGAGAAUUCAUUAUAUUUCCUGAUACAAACAGAGACCAAGACAGAGUUAAGAUAGACUUCUAUGAUAUAGCUAGAUUCCCUAAUGUACUAGGCUGUAUUGAUUGCACACAUGUAAAAAUUCAGUCACCAGGUGGAGAUGAUGCUGAACUAUUUAGAAACAGGAAAGGCUACAUGUCCAUAAAUGUCCAAACAAUUGCAUCAGCAAAGUUGUUGGUCCAGGAUGUUGUUGCACGCUGGCCAGGCUCUACACAUGACUCAGCAAUUUACCAAAAUAGCUAUAUUUAUAGAAAGUUUGAAAGAGGGGAGUAUGGAGACAGCCAUUUACUUGGGGAUAGUGGCUAUCCCUUAAAGCCUCAUCUCUUGACACCUUAUCUCAACCCUACAACAAGUGGAGAACGAAAAUAUAAUGAGGCCCACAUUAGAACACGAAAUGUGGUGGAACGGCAAUAUGGUGUGCUAAAACGAAGGUUUCCAGUACUUGCGGUUGGAAUUCGUUUAGCUUUAAACAAUGCCAUUAAUGUCAUUAUAGCUUGCUGUAUCUUCCAUAAUAUAUGCAUAUUAAGAAAUGAGCAACAGCCUGUGAAUAAUGAUGAUGUGCCUAACCUGGAAGAGCUAAUUGCAAGGGGACAAAUAAAUAAUAUGGCAUUUUCUGACAGACCUUCUUUGUCAUAUGGAUUUCGCAGAAAUCAAAUUACACAAUAUUUUGAUAAUUUAUAA